Symbiodinium necroappetens is the source of this 1001-nucleotide messenger RNA. The record is from the annotation of a GenBank genome assembly. Lineage: Eukaryota; Dinophyceae; Suessiales; Symbiodiniaceae.
AUGUUUGCAGAUGACGUCUUUGGGAGCUGGUUGUUCCGCACUCCUGCUGCCUUCAAAGAUAAAACAGUCAUCUUGCUUGCAUCGGUAGGCACCAGCUCCGCCUCCCUCCUGCACAAAGUCAAGCACUUUAUAGACCAGGUACACCAGCCUAUCCAUGAAGAGCUGCUGCAGCAUGGCCUGCCCUCCUACAUGCAAUCAGCUGAUGCACAGACUAGGAGCAGCACCCAGUCGUGCAGCAACCCUCUGAUGGAUCUCGAGGGGAUCUCCAGGGACGAUCUCUUGGAAGCAGCAGCAGAGCUCCAGCAUCUGCAGACCCUGGCUCUUCAGGGAGUCGAGUUUGCGACGGCCACGCCCCUGACCCGCCAAGUCCAGCCUCAGUUGGAGCAGGGCCGCCCUCCGAUACUGGAGGUUCCUCUCACGCCAUCAGCAGCCUCCACCACGGCCACGCCGACCAGAACAAUGGACGACCCAGCUCUUCGCCCGACCAAGUACACACGCCCGGGAGGGAAAGGACCAGAUGGCAGGAAGGAUCCGGAUCAGACACCGAAGCCACAGCACGACAAUCCAGGCCAGGGACGGGGACAACGCCGCCAAUUCCAGCCACAAAGUCGGAAUCAGCCACCGGAGUCGCAGCGAGGCUCAGACAAUCUACACUUGCACAGGCGGGCUUUGGAAUCGUUGGUGGGAAAGAUGGCGCAACUCAUGUUGCGUCACGAAGAUUUCCACACAGGACUUGCUCAGUCGACCUCGUGGGUCCUCUUCGAGGGGACCGUGCCUCCCCUGUCCACGAUAGCAGCCCAGGCGCGGAUAGCUCAAGAAUGGCAUCGCAUGAAACGCGACACGCCAGAAUCCAUACGCCAGCCGUUGCGGACCAUAUUGUUCCAAACGUGGGCUGCAGAAUUGAAGGGUCGCUUGGAAUCCAUCACCAAAGACCCAGCUUGCAGGCAGCAAGCACUGGGUCUACAGUCCAUGGAGGAACCAGAUCUGUUCCCUUACAAAAA